CUCAAACCGCCCCCUGCACCCCUCCAACCUCCCCCUGCACCUGCCCGGGAAUCCGCACCAAAACCCGUCCGCCACACCACACUAAAUAACCGAGAAAAACCGGCCCCAACAACCAGGAAAGGCCGAAAAUUAACAAAUCCAAACCAUUUCGCAUAUAUGGUUCAAGGUCGAGCGGUUCGUCGAACUCGCUAAGUUUGGCAUCACCUACCUCACGAACGUAAUCUCCUUAUUUAUUGUUGAGUCGAGUAUUUUUAAUUAUUACGCCAAUUGGACAAGGUCGUAUGGAUGUGCUGAUGUUGCUUCAGUAUUGUUACGAGUGCCGGCGCGUACGGAGCCAAAACACGGGAAAAGAGUCCGACUUUGUUUUUGUAAGAGACUAGUGCAUUGUGGAGAAUGGCAUCUAAAGUGCUCGUGCCGACUGCCCCAUUCGCUAAACUGCAAAUAAAGAAGACGCCAUCAGAACCAAGUGGCAGUGGCUUCAUUAUUGGCGGUGGAGAUGCGGUGGCGAGGGUUGCACACCUGGAGCACAGCGUGCGAUUCCUACAGGAACAGCACCGGCUGAUGCUGAGCGGGCUACACACCGAGAUUGAAGCAUUGAGGGAGAGGAAUAGAGAUUUGCAGUUUCAACUGAUAUUCAAUAAAGAAUCAUCCCCAAAGACUGCAACUUCUUCACCGGCUAACGAGGAAAAUGGCGAAAACAAUGAGAGGGAAGCAAAUUUGAAACGCGAAGUGGGUCGUCUGGAGAGAGAGGCGGCUGCAGCACGAGGCGAAGCCCGCGCCGCAGAGGCUCGAGCCUUACAACUGCAGCGGCUGGUCGACGCGCAGGCUGAAAAACUGCGUGAACUGGAAACGAAGAAGUGCAGUGCGUGCCACGAAGGCGAGGGCCGGUUGGAGGACGAGGCGGCGGAGGAGAGUAGGGCGGAGCUGCGCGCGCGGCUGGCGGAGGCCGAGCGGCUGGUGCGGCGCCUGCGCGGCGACGCCGAGCGCCAGCGCAGAGAGGUACUCGCGGCGGCGGCGGGGGGCGCCGUCACUAACCUCUUGUUUGACGGCGCGGCCGCCCGACACGCACACUUGCAGUGCAUGAAGAACUCUUUGCAUGCCAGCCUGCGAGCGAGUGGCCUUGAUGGUGGUUACGGAUACCAGAACACCUACCACUUCCCACCAGUGCACACGCCAGAGUUCUGGCGGGAGCCGCUUAGAGAGGAUUACAACCUAGUGGGGUCCCGGGGGCGGAGCACCCGGCGGCCGCUGACGUUGCCCGAACUGUCAGGCCAGCAGAUCCACCGCUCCACCGUGUAUGCCAAUCAUCAUACACGAGGACGAGGAGCGAAUGGAUAUGACCCGAAGAAGAAAUCCCCAAUGGCGAACGGAGAGGCGACUCCUGCAAGAUUACCCGAAGAACCUUCAGGUAUUACCAACCGAUAUAACACGACAUGCACGAACGAUAUAUCGAGAAUACAAGACAAACGUAUAAUGGACCAAAUGACAAUGUACCCAGAGUUGAAAAUUGUGGUCACUAAAAUCAUACCACACGAUAAGGCGAGCACAAUAGAGAACACGCGGCCGAAACAGCGCAAGCAACGCAAGCACGCGCCCGACCACACGUAACUGUCGUCUCCCUCACACUGCCCCGUGCCGACAAGGAUGGAUAUAGCGUGCUAGCUGGCUGUAGCAGAGGUUGAAAUCGUACUAGUCAAUUGAAUACGAUAAAUUCCAAUUUCGGUAGUCAAAGCGUUCCUAAUAACCUAGCCCUUAUAUAAAAAGAAACGGCGAGUGAUCCAAUAUGUUAAGUAGGAAGUUAAACAUCGGGGACUAUGAUAUUUUGUUCAAGGAGCUAUGCUAUAUUAUGAAGUAAAUAUUAAAUUUGCCUUUAUAAUUGAUUGCAAGCUCCUUAAAGCAAGAAAGGUAUGAAACUUGUUCUCCCGAACGAGAGAUUUCGAACGUUUUUGCUUGUCCGUUGUUAUGAGAAAGGUCUCUUAUGCUAUGAGGUAGGUGUGAACGUAUUUUAAAUAUUUUUAUUUAUAUAUAAGCAACAAAUAUAUUAUAAUCAAAUAUGAUAAUCGUUUGUAAU
Messenger RNA from Achroia grisella, 2071 nucleotides. RefSeq lists its product as uncharacterized. Lineage: Eukaryota; Metazoa; Arthropoda; Insecta; Lepidoptera; Pyralidae. The transcript has 10 exons. The coding region runs from base 394 to 1608 and encodes 404 amino acids. The record is from RefSeq and is a predicted model, not a curated record.